CUGAUCCUGUUCCCUCUCCUCUUCUCCAUAUCUCCCUCGAUCUCCAUUCUCUUCCCUCAAACCCCCACCGGUCCCCCCCACCCUCUCUCUCUCUCCAGAAAUCAUACACAACAGUCUUGGUCCGAUUCACAACUCUCUCAAUCAAUCAAUCCAAGCAAGCCCCACUCAAAAAAGGCAUUUUACUAUGCUUCAAUACCAUCGAAUUUGAAAGGAAAAAAAAGAAAAGAAGAACCUUGUUUUAGGGUUUUUUGGGAUUGAAUAAUUGUGUUGUUGUUGUUAUUUGUUUGUGUUGAUGGGGAAUAAGUUGGGGAGGAGGAGGCAAGUGGUGGACGAGAAGUAUACGAGGCCACAGGGACUGUAUCAACACAGAGAUGUGGAUCAUAAGAAGCUUAGGAAGCUCAUACUUGACUCUAAGCUCGCUCCGUGCUAUCCCGGAGACGAAGAAUGUGGAUUUGAUCUCGAAGAAUGCCCAAUUUGCUUUUUGUAUUAUCCAAGUCUCAAUCGCUCAAGAUGUUGCACGAAAGGCAUUUGUACAGAGUGUUUUCUGCAGAUGAAGACCCCGAAUUCGACUCGACCUACUCAGUGUCCAUUCUGUAAAACCUUGAACUAUGCGGUGGAGUAUCGUGGGGUGAAAACAAAGGAGGAAAAGGGGAUCGAGCAAAUUGAAGAACAAAGGGUUAUAGAAGCAAAAAUUAGGAUGCGGCAACAGGAACUUCAGGAUGAAGAACUGAAAAUGCUGACAAGGCAAGAAAUAAGUUCUUCAAGCAGAUCAAUGUUACCAGGAGAGGUUGGAUAUAGCACAGGGGAAGUGGACGAGGAAAUUGUUUCUUCUCAAGAACCACUAAGACAAUCUCUACGGCCUAGGCAGAACAGGGAUGAUGAAUUUGACCUGGACCUUGAGGACGUAAUGAUUAUGGAAGCCAUCUGGUUGUCGAUCCAGGAGAGUGGCAGACACAGAAAUUCAACCUACGGUGAUUCCAUUCCAUCUGAACAGCACAUGACAGAAGACCAGUGUGAGACAGCCAUGCCCCAACUGGCCGAAUCGUCUUCAUCCCCAUCUGGUGGUCUUGCUUGUGCAAUCGCUGCUUUAGCUGAGCGUCAACAAACGAGCGGUGAAUCCUCUGGGAACUAUGAUGCAAAUAUGUCGACAUUCAACGCGCUUCCCAGUUAUAGCCAGUUUUCAAAUAGGGGGGAGCAAGAGACGGAGUGUUAUCAUCCUGAUAGCCAACCGGCAAUAACUAGGUAUGAGGGAGAAUGGGGGGUAGAUCAUGGGUCUGAGGUGGCUGAAGUGGGGACCAGUAGUGGGAGAUCUGAUACGGCUGAAGAUGGUGGUAGAAUUGCUGCAUUCCCGCCUCAACAUGAAAUUGAGGGUGGAUUCCAGACUGUAGGAGGACCACCUAUUAUUCCGGAGAGUUUUGAGGAGCAGAUGAUGCUGGCCAUGGCUGUCUCAUUGGCUGAGGCUCGAGCCAGGACGAGUGCACCAGGCCUUGCGUGGCAGUAGCAUUAAGGUGAAGGCACUAACGAUUCUCUGUGCCUUUCUCUAUCUCUUUUUCCGUAUAAAGAUGUAAAAAAAGACAUGAAAUGAUUUUUAUUGAAUGGAAGGCUCUCUGUUUACGCCAUUUGAAUUGAUUCAAAUUCAAUUUGACAAAUGGUAUUUGCAGCGUUCCCGUCCCAUUCAUUUCGGUUAUGGAAAUGAAAUCAUUUGUCUACGUUCAAUGACGAACUGCCA
This is a messenger RNA of Camellia sinensis, 1729 nucleotides long. RefSeq names its product E3 ubiquitin-protein ligase DA2L. Lineage: Eukaryota; Viridiplantae; Streptophyta; Magnoliopsida; Ericales; Theaceae. Gene Ontology annotation, cellular component: cytoplasm. The record is from RefSeq and is a predicted model, not a curated record.